Molecule: messenger RNA, 1677 nt
Organism: Sugiyamaella lignohabitans
Lineage: Eukaryota; Fungi; Ascomycota; Dipodascomycetes; Dipodascales; Trichomonascaceae
Exons: 1
Coding region: 1-1677 (558 amino acids)
Source: RefSeq, a predicted model, not a curated record
AUGGUACAAUUACUGGCUUCAUUGGCAUCUUUACUGUUGGCCAGCAGUGUCAAUGGUCUACAUGCGCCGGUAAAGUACUGGUGUGGUAAGAAAUAUAAUUCAUCGGCUUCCAACUUUGAUGGAUAUAACCUGGGUUGGUCUGACGUGGAACGGGACCUACCUAGACUCGUUGAAAGUCAGCAAAUAAGAAUUGUUCAAGAAACACUACCAUAUCUUGAAUCAUCAUCAAAUGCUGCCCUGGUGGCUUAUAUCCCCCAGCAUUAUUUCAAUUUAGCGGGGAAUAUGAACAUUACUGUCUCUGUUCCUGAGUUGAAUGCCUCCACUGUGAUUGGACCACAAGACGCUGGAAAUGGUGUUUCAUUCCCUGCCGAUAUAUCAAAUGCUACGCUCGGUCGCAGUAUCAUCUCUGCUGAUGUCUCGUAUGCAAGCUAUAAGCUAAGCUCUGAAACCCAGAAGUACUUUGACACUGUCUACUUUGAUCUGUACAAGGUAACAGCUCCGUCGAAUGGAAGUGUAGUCACCUUAGAUGCAGUUACCCAGGCAUUAUCAGUUAACGGCAGCAAAGCAUUUAUUCCUGUGGGAUAUUAUGUAGAUGCUGGUACGGUGUUGGCUGAUUAUGAAUCUGCAAAGUCCAACUUCUCGCAAUAUGCUUCCGAGGGAUAUAACGUUUUGAUGUACACGGGUCCUAUUUCAAACCAAACUCAAAUGGAAUGGACCCUUGAUCUUGCAGAGGAACAUGGUUUAUACUUUCAAGCAGACGUCACUGAUAUUACGAACAGUGUUGAUGAUCUUGUGUAUUUCAUUGCUAACUAUUCCUCGCACCCAGCAUUUUUGUCUUACUACAUUGGAAAUGAACCCGAUGGUGAUGAAGGUAUUGGAAGUUUUGAGCCAGUACAGUCUCUUCGAGCUUAUAAGCUUAUAAAACUACAAGAUCCUUAUCACCCUGUAACACUGGUUACAAACUGUCAGCAUAGUGCUCCUGAUUAUGUUGACCACAUCGAUUUCUAUAUGGUCGAUGUAUACGCAGUUGGCAUCCCUACUGAAUACAACGGUUUUGUCUGCAAUACCACCCAGGGCUGCUGUGGAUGUGACAAUUGCGAUGCCCAAAACCCUGUAAAGUCCAUUGCUGAUAGAUAUGAAGCAGUGAGAUCGGAUCUGGGAAUCCAAUAUCCACCCACCAUGCUCGUAGCUCAAACGUUUUAUGACAACACUUCAUAUUGGAGCCGCAAUCCCACUUAUGAGGAAGAGUUUACUAUGGCAUGGACCAGUAUUAUAUCUGGUGGAUCAGGUGUACUGGGAUAUACAUGGCCCGUGUCCAAUUCUCCAAAUGCCAGUCUUCCAUUAUCUCAGGCAAUAUCGGAUUUUGCCAAUGAGUAUUUAGGCGACAAGGGCCUUUCGGCGAGAACCACACUGAGUGGACCCAGAACUACUUACGGAUCAUUUAAUGGUAUAUACUAUGCUAUCUGGAACACAGGCACUAUUGUGGCCGUCAAUACCAACUACAGUAACUCAUCUCUCUCGAUUGAUGUUUCGCCCUUCAUUAAACCAAAUGUAAAGAGUCUUUCUGUCAAGAGCCUUGGUGCAACUGCCAAGCAAAACAUGACUUCCGUUCCUAUUUCAGGGGGCGUGUUGACAGACCAAUUUGGUUAUUUAGAAGUGAAAGCAUAUACUACUUAG